GGAAACAGUGUGGGGGGGACCCUGUAGACAGACUGCAGUGGCCACACAGUGUACGGACAGGGGCCUGGGACCAACAGGGACAGGAUAGGGAGAUCAACCCCAGAUCCGAGAGCUAGAGCAGGGGGCAAGACAGACAGGGAGGGAAGGGUGAGGAGAGAGACGGAGAGAGAAAGCAGAAAGAGCGAGAAAGAGACUGACUCAUAGGAAAAAAGAAAGAGAGAUAGACAGGGACAGAGACACAGAGAGAAAGGGACGGAAACCCAGAGGGGGGGACAGAGACCCAGAGAGAGGGGGACAGAGACCCAGAAAGAGAGGUGGACAGAGACCCAGAGAGAGGGAGGGACAUUGACUCAGAGGAAGGGGGACAUAGACUCAAAGAGAAGGGGACAGGGACCCAGAGAGAGGAGAACGGAGAUCCAGAAAGAGAGGGGGACAAAGAACCAGAGAGAGAAACAUUGACUCGGUGAGGGGGGAGGGCAAAGAGAGAGGGACAGAGACCCAGAGAGAGGGAAACAGAGACCUAGAGAGAGUGGGAAAGAGACGCAGUGUGAGACAGAGAGAAAGACAGGGAGAGGGAAAGAGACUCAUGUAGAAGAAAAGAGACACAGAGAGGUUAGAGAGCAGGGAACAGAAGGUGAAAGGGAGCAAAAGAAAUAAACAGGGCAACACAGAGACACAGAGGGUGAUAGAAAAGAGAAGAAUCGAAUAGAGAGAGAGGAGUCCGGAGAGAGAGUUCAAGCUGGGCAGAUUCAGACAAAUCCAGAGGGAGACCAAGGCAGACCUUCCCAAGUCUUAGGCCUUGGUUCCGCUGGGCAAGGGCUGCAGAGACUAGGUGCAGUGGGGCUCAGUCAGGCUGGUUGUUUUUUGGGGCGCCCAGACAAAGAGUGCCUGCCCAGGAGACCUUGAGAUGGAGCUCAGGGACCCUGAGACCCCUGAGGAUGGGGACGCAGAGGAGGACACAGCCAUGACCCUCCAGCGCCUAGUGGAGCUGACAGCCGCCAGGGUGACCCCAGUGCGGAGUCUUCGUGUCCAGUACCGCCUCAUCCGCAAGCUCGGCUCUGGCUCCUAUGGCCGCGUGCUCCUUGCCCGGCCUCACCAAGGGGGCCCAGUGGUGGCACUGAAGCUCUUGCGUCGAGACUCAGUGUUGAGAACCACCUUCCUGAGAGAGUUCUGCGUGGGCCGCUGUGUCUCCUCACACCCAGGCCUGCUCCAGACCCUGGCGGGCCCCCUGCAGACCUCCCGAUAUUUCGCCUUCGCCCAGGAGUACGCGCCCUGCGGGGAUCUCAGCGGGAUGCUCCAGGAAAGGGGCCUUCCAGAGCUGCUGGUGAAACGGGUGGUGGCCCAGAUUGCUGAAGCCCUGGACUUCCUCCAUGGCCGGGGGCUGGUCCACUCAGACGUCAAGCCAGACAAUGUCUUGGUCUUUGAUCCGUCCUGCAGCCGGGUAGCCCUGGGCGACUUGGGUCUGACCCGUCCAGAGGGCAGCCCAACCCCUGCCCCACCGGGUCCACUGCCCUCCGUGCCUCCAGAGCUCUGCCUUCUUCUGCCACCUGACACCCUGCCCCUGCGGCCAUCCCUGGACUCCUGGGGCCUGGGAGUGCUUCUCUUCUGUGCUGCCACUGCGUGUUUCCCUUGGGAUGUGGCACUGGCCCCUGAUCCUGAGUUCGAGGCCUUUGCUGGCUGGGUGACAACCAGGCCCCAGCCACCUCAGCCACCACCACCCUGGGACCAGUUUGCACCCCCAGCCCUGGCAUUGCUUCAGGGGCUCCUGGACCUGGACCCUGAGACAAGGAGCCCCGCUCUGGCUGUCCUGGACUUCCUGGGGGAUGAUUGGGGGCUGGAGGGGAAUAGAGAGGGGCCAGGGGGCUUGGGGAUUCUAUCCAAUGAGGAUGGGGAGGAGGAAGAGGGAGGAUCAAGCUUGGAGGAGUGGACAGAUGAGGAGGACAGCAAAAGCGGUGGGAGGAAGGGGACAGAUGGGGAAGCUCCCUAACCAGGUGAAUAAGACCAGUAGCCGGAGCUGAGGUCAAAGGCCUCUCCCUCACCCAAAUAGCCACCUGGUUAAGAGAGACAACUAGCUACUCAGGGAGAUCAGAAGGGACACACUGGACUCUCCCUACUGAGAGCUGGACACUGGUGUACAAUUCCCCUUCUAAAUGAGGUCCUGGGAGUCCAGGCCCUCAGCCUCUCUUCCCUCAGACUCAGGAGUCCUGACCCCCCAGCUCCCUCCUCUCUCACGCACAGGAAUCGGGGCCUUCAACUCCCUCAGAUUCAGGAGUCCAGGCCCCCAGCUCCUCCUCCCUUAGACCCAGGAGUCCAAGCCCAUCCUCCCUCAAAGACACUUCCUUUUCAUUCUGUCCUGAGUGUGUCUUCUUGAAAGGAGACUGUUCCCCCCUCAUAGAUAAGUUUUGGUUCUGUGGGGACAUGUGGAAUGCUUAUCAUGGAUUUCGGAUGGAAUCACUCCUCUCCUCUGAGACCCUGGGUGACCCCCACUGUCUAGGGUCUAAAAUCUGAACUUUAUGAAUCCGAUACCACGUAAAUCUCACUGUCCUCUUCUCUGGGUGACAUUGGGAGACUCAUUCACCUUUUUUAGAUCUUAGUCUACAUACACACACAUACACAC
This is a messenger RNA of Loxodonta africana (African savanna elephant), 2617 nucleotides long. It is a transcript of the gene SBK3, whose product is annotated as SH3 domain binding kinase family member 3. NCBI's taxonomy places the organism in Eukaryota, Metazoa, Chordata, Mammalia, Proboscidea, Elephantidae. Gene Ontology annotation, molecular function: ATP binding; protein serine/threonine kinase activity. The record is from RefSeq and is a predicted model, not a curated record. The transcript is spliced from 4 exons. Gene Ontology annotation, biological process: peptidyl-serine phosphorylation; peptidyl-threonine phosphorylation. Bases 908 to 1987 code for a protein of 359 amino acids.